Messenger RNA from Pyricularia grisea, 2034 nucleotides. RefSeq lists its product as uncharacterized. Gene Ontology annotation, biological process: endocytosis; endosomal transport. Gene Ontology annotation, molecular function: protein binding. The record is from RefSeq and is a predicted model, not a curated record. Lineage: Eukaryota; Fungi; Ascomycota; Sordariomycetes; Magnaporthales; Pyriculariaceae. The coding region runs from base 1 to 2034 and encodes 677 amino acids. The transcript has a single exon. Gene Ontology annotation, cellular component: plasma membrane; cytoplasm; intracellular membrane-bounded organelle.
AUGACUUCCCCGGCGCACCGUCCGCCAGCCUCCUCGAGCCUAUCGAUACCUCACGAGCAAGCACAGAGCGCCGCGCUUAAGGGCGCCUCCCUGGCGUUCCAGAAGCAGCUCGACGCCAACAGGAAGAAGAAGCCGUCGCCGCCGCCCACCACCGACCCGCGCGGCGGCGCUCUUGUCGCAGCAACGUCGGCCGCCUCGCUCAGCAACCAGACCACCGGCGGCAGCAGCGUGGCGGACCACCACCACCACGGCGUGCCGGAGCAUGCGACCCUGUCCAACCGGCUGGCGCAGCUGCAGCAAGGGUUCGGCAGCCCGCACCUGCGGCCGCCCGGGAGCGCCGGCGGCCCCCGUUCGGCGUCGUUCAUAGCCGCCACGUUGGCGGCGAGCAGGUCUACUAGUCCUAGUCCGAGCCGGAAGAAUAGCGCGGUCACGCCGCAGGAGCAGAGGAGGAGGGUGAGGGCGCACAGCAGAGCGUCGUCUGUCGGGAGUCUGCAGUUGACGUCGCCGUCGAAUCUGGGGCCGAGUCCGGGGCAGGGGGUGGACCCGGGUGGCUACGAUGGGGAGAUCGAUGCGGACCUCGAUCAAGAUGAUGACACUGGUUUCCGGCGGCUUGGGAGGAGGAAGGUCGUGGCUGACACGCCUGCGCUCCCUGCUAGGGAGCGAAGUAGACGGCGAGAUGGUGACCCGGUUAAGAGCCCGUCUCCGGUGCGAGAUACGGAGGUGCCUCAACCUAGGAGAAAUGUCAUAGAUCGAGUGCCGGAGCAGGAGGAGCCUGAAAGUCCAGUCCAGAAACCUAAACCCAAGCCAAAGCCAAAACCUAAGCCCAAACCGGAAAAAAUAGCAAAGACUGAGCCUCGUGCAGCCCCUGAGCUGGUCGAGUCCAAGAGGGCCGGGCCGGAUCGUGGUCCGGAACCAACGUCUCCAUCAAUAAGGCGAGCCAGUGUACAGCAGCCUAAGCCAAAGACGAUCAGAGCACAGCCUGCGCGCACACCAAUCAAAGCCUACGAUUCACAAAAGGAGAUUCAGGUUCUGUCUCGGAUCAUCAUGCCCAAGGAUAUGGAUGACAUCGAUUGUGACAAUCUGACCUUGGAUGGCGCUCAUGACCCCCCUUUUAGAGAAAGAGUCGACUCUAUAUCAUCUGAUGACACCUUCUUUUCCACGUCCUCUGGCCAAGGACGCCACGCGCCGACACCACCACCGCCACGAAGGGCCCGUUCUGUCCGAGAAACUCCCCACAGGCCCCAAGGCGUGGCCACGACCCCGUCAUCACAAAAUCGACCCAUGAACAGCCAUUCAAGGCAGACGCCCACGAGUGCCAACAGGUCCUCCCUGGCCCUGGACUCGCUCACUAACGCCAUUGUGGCCAGCAGCCUGGCCUCGGCACGGCACACACCAACAAGCAGGUCUCAAACGCCAGCUCCCGUGCCGGUACCCUCGCGCAAACGCAACGACCGUCUAGCACCCAACUUGACGGGCGGCGGGCUGAGCCGCAGUCAUAGUAGAUCACCGCCCAAGAAGCACGGGAUGCUUACGACGCUGCGGGCACCGCAGUCAAAGUCGGACGACGAGGAGGCACGCAAGCUCAGGGAGCGGCACCGAAAGCGCGGCCCGCUGGGCGGCAAGAAGCACGUUCAUCACGAGGGUUCGCGGCGUCGUUGGCGGGAUUCGGUCACGGCCGAGGAGAGGCGGCGGUACGAGGCUCUGUGGGCCAGCAACCGUGGUCUUCUCUUGCCUCCCAAAGAUGGUGGCGGUGGCGGUGGACAGCAGCAGCAGCAGCAGCAGCAGCAGCCAGAGGAUCUGGUCGCCAACGUUAUUGUGCGCGACCUCUGGAGCCGCAGCCGGCUGCCACACGAUGAGCUCGCCGAGGUGUGGGACCUGGUGGAUCUGGGCCGCAGGGGGUCGCUUUCCAAAGAAGAGUUUGUUGUCGGCAUGUGGCUCAUCGACAUGCGGCUGCGGGGGAGGAAGAUCCCGCCGCGGGUGAGCCAGAGCGUCUGGGACAGUGUCAAGGGACUGCGGGUUCCUACGCCGGCCUAG